GCAAUUCUCAACCCUUUUUGAUUAUUGAGUGUUUUGCUCAUCAUGGUAAAUAUCCUUUUAUAAUUUGAAUUUUGAAUAAUAAAUAAAUAUAUGCAAUUUUUUUCAAUUUACUGAAGUUACAUUAAUACAAUUUCAAAGUUCUCUGUCAGUGGACUUAGCUAUAAUUCUGGUUUACUAUUUUUUUUUCUGAUUCUUGUAUGUAUCCUUUGUUUCACUAUAGUUAAGAAAAGAAAUAAAAUCUAUUUGCCAAACAAUGAUUGAUGUGGAGCCGGAUAUGAUUAGCGGUUUACCAGGUAAUGUAAUAGAUGUGAUUCUGUCUUACUUGCCAAUUAGGGAAGCAGUUAGAACCAGUGUUUUAUCCAAACAAUGGAAGAACAGUUGGCACACACUACCUAAUCUUGUAUUUGAUGGAGAAUGUAUGGCUCCCCAAGACCCAUCCGUUAUUGAGAGCAAGUUUUUUAGAAUGGUUUAUAAUGUACUUUUAAAUCAUUCUGGGCCAAUCAACUUGUUCGAGAUCGAAUAUUAUGAUGAUAUUAGUCAGAAUCUUAUGAAUGAUAUUGAUCAGUGGAUUCUUCAUCUAGCCGGAAGGUCUAUUAAAGAGCUUUCGUUGCUCAUUUAUACUGAGGAUGAGAAAGAAUUCUAUAAGAUACCUUGGUGCUUAUUCUCUUGCCAAUGUUUACAUCGAUUAAAACUAAAUUAUUGUUGGCUUAAACCUCCAAAGAUGUUUGAAGGCUUCAAGCACUUGAAAAGCCUUUAUCUAACUAUGAUUAGAGUGGAUCAAAAUGCUUUAGAAAACUUGAUAUCCAGCUGCCCCCUACUUGAAGAGUUGACAUUGAUGGACAUUGAUGAUUUAACCGAAAUUACUAUUCAUGCACCAAAUCUCAACUAUUUUUAUUUCUGGGGUAACUUUGAGAGUAUCACCUUUGACAACACUCUCCAAUUGGCUACAAUAUCAAUUAAUUUAUUUAAGGAUUUGGACUCAGAAAGCAAUCAAAGCAGAUUACAUGGAUACUUUAGCAAUUUGCUCAAAUUUUUCGAUCAUCGACCUCACAUUCAGAGCCUAACAAUUGGUGCAUAUUUUUUGAAGUAUUUGACUGUAGGUGUUGUGCCAAUAAAGCUCCCUACACCUUGUAACAAUCUGAGAUCUCUUUCUUUAUGCAUAAACUUUUAUGACCUUGGGCAAAUUUCGGCUGCCAUUUGUUUGCUCAGAAGUUCACCUAAUCUUCAAAAUUUGGAAAUAUUUGCAAAGCUUAAUGUAUCUUUGGAACUUGGAACCUAUUGCUGGGAAGAUAAAUCUUUUAGGCCAGACACACCCAUCCCUGUGCGACAAGUGACAUUACAUUGGAUCUCUGGUAUUCAACCUGAAUUAGAUUUUAUCAAAUUUUUACUUCUCUAUUCGCCUGUGCUAGAAAAGAUGAUUGUGAAGCAUCUUCAUGUUGUCAGACCAGAGUUAGUGACUGAAUUAAUUCGGUUCAAGAGAUUGUCGGAAAAAGCUGAAGUUAUUUAUUCUUCUUAAUUCAUUUGAUGAAUUUUAAAGUUAUUAUGACUACUGUUAAUCUUUUUAAUUAUAAUUUAGAAAUUAUAUGUGAUUGACACUAAUUUUUUAGUCAAAAAACACUUUAUCGUUAUUA
Molecule: messenger RNA, 1631 nt
Organism: Vicia villosa (hairy vetch)
Lineage: Eukaryota; Viridiplantae; Streptophyta; Magnoliopsida; Fabales; Fabaceae
Product: F-box/FBD/LRR-repeat protein At1g13570-like
Exons: 3
Coding region: 254-1516 (420 amino acids)
Molecular function (GO): protein binding
Source: RefSeq, a predicted model, not a curated record